Penaeus chinensis is the source of this 2227-nucleotide messenger RNA. Its product is annotated as fibrous sheath CABYR-binding protein-like. NCBI's taxonomy places the organism in Eukaryota, Metazoa, Arthropoda, Malacostraca, Decapoda, Penaeidae. The transcript is spliced from 2 exons. The coding region runs from base 1 to 894 and encodes 297 amino acids. The record is from RefSeq and is a predicted model, not a curated record.
AUGGAGGCCGAGCUGGCCGCCCUCGCCGCCGCCGAGGCCGAGUUGGCCCGCCUCGAGGCCGAAAGCAACUCUCUGAAGACGGACGCCCCAGGCCCCGAGGUUUCCGCCCCCGCCGAAGCGUCCGCCCCAGCUGAGGUUUCCGCCCCGGCCGAGCCCGCUGCCGAGGUGAAAAGUGAGUCCGCUGCUGAAAAAUGUGAGUCAUCGACCGAGGUGGUGUGUGAGGCUGUGUGUGUGACGCCUGAGACCCUGGGUGAGCUACCCCCCUCCCAACCCCCCUUCCAGGUUCCCCCACAGGAAGAAGAGCAGGCGGCCCAGGAGACCGCGGCCGAUGAACCACAGGCGGCUGACGAGCCCGCCGCCGAGCCCGAGAAGCCCCUGCAGCAGGAGGAAGCUCCGCUGGAAGAGCCACAACCAUGGGUCGAGGAGCCGCCAGCGGCCCAGGAGGAAGAGGUCGCUGUGGCUCAGGAGGAGAAGGUCGCUGUGGCUCGGGAGGAAGAGGCCCCUGUGGUUCAAGAAGAGCCGGUCCCCGCGGUCGAGGACGAGCCCCCGGCGGUGCAGAAGGAGGAGGAGGAGGCCCCUGCGGCCCAGGAGGAAGCGCCAGUCACCCAGGAGGAGACCCCCGUGGCCCAGGAGGAGGGCGGCCACGGGGAGUCUCCCCCUGGAGACACCGACUGGUGGCUUGGCUCCGGGGCCGACGAGGCGGCGCCCGCCGGGGAUGGCGGCGAGGACGCAGGGCAGCAGCUAGGAAAGGAAGCAGAAGACACGACCCCCGUCACCACCACCGAACCCGACGCCGGCCAAGGGGGAACUGAGGAGACUGCUGACGCUGCUGCUGGCGCUUCUGCUGACGAUGCAACCACCUUUGCUACCAGGUCCGACGAGCCUCUGGAGUAGAUGUUUUCUUUGGCAAACAAAAUCAAAAGCUGUCGCCAUGACGAGCACUCCUCCGCUGUGUUAUAUCUUUUGUAAAAUGGCGAGUCUCUUUUCUUCUUGUAAAGAUCUGGAACGCCCUUUGCUCUUUCACCAUCGAAUUCUCAAAGGGUCGUGAUGUACUAAUUAGUUUAGCAAUAUAACGGUACAGAGAAGAGCAAUUAUAUUCUCUAUCAUAUUAUUUUUUCUUCUGUUUUCGAAUUUCUUUUGAGAGGAAGUUUGGGUUUUGUACCUAAGACGGAUUAGCGUCACUAAAACAUGCCUAAAUAAUGCAACUUGAGAAGUAACACCACCUCCACAUAAAAUAUUUUAGUAUCUCCUUAAAAAGUACAGCGAGAAAUUUCUGUUACUAUUUUCUUUGUCUGGGGGACUGUGCUAUAGUGUGCCUCCAGGGUCGCUAUGGUAUUUCAGCUCCUGGCCAGCGUAGUAUUUACGUUAUUUAGUUUUGUAUUUCGUUAUUUUGAAGUGAUUUUUUCGAAUAUUGUGAAUGGAUCAAGAUUGGAUAUUGUAUCAAAGAUUAUACCAGGUUAUUUAUAACUUGAUUUGAUUGUGUUUAUUAUGUAAAUUAGCAGGCAGGAUCAGUAAACAAAAUUGUGCAAUUAGAUUAUGACGUACGAGACGGUUUAUGUUUCAAUGUAGCUUCUUCUGGCUCUUUCUCACAGGGUUGUGUAUAAUGUCCGAUUCCUGAAUUCUUUACCAUAACCCAAAAAGAAGCAAGCGAAAAUUGCUCAGGCUUCCCCGAUGCUCGCACGCAUCCCGCGCCAGACAUUGUGAAAGCUGCACUUGAGUGGUGGUUUAGAAUUCAGGACCAUGUAUGUGUUCCCUGUGUUGCAGUAUAACGUAAGUGAUGAGUGAUUUAUGUGUGCGCAGAUACGCAACACUAUCCCGGACCUUAAAGUUUGUAAAUAAGAAAGAGAGAUGACUGGCUCACUGACGAGGCCCAGAACCCAGGUCGGAAUCCACGGAGACGAUAGUGUUGCUGCUUGUGCAAAUGCGAGUUUGUUUUGUUUUGUUUAUUUUUUUCAUCAGAAAUGGGCUGGGAAUCAUAAUAAAUGUAGGCAACUCGCACGCAGGAACUGUCAGUCCUAAAUCAUUUUCAAAAAAAUGAUAUAAGUUUGCUAGUAAUCAGCUUAUUUGAAAUAUGUUGUGAUUAGUCUUUAAAAAAAAAAAAUGAAUACUUAAUCGUCGCGUUUCGAUGAUUUCAUUACUUUAUUAAUUUAUUUAUUUUGCGUCUGCGUCUACCUUCUUCCUGAUGAUUAUGUCUUGUUCACAAUAAAGAUGUUAACCACAGGGUAAA